Molecule: messenger RNA, 907 nt
Organism: Hemicordylus capensis (graceful crag lizard)
Lineage: Eukaryota; Metazoa; Chordata; Lepidosauria; Squamata; Cordylidae
Exons: 5
Coding region: 542-766 (74 amino acids)
Source: RefSeq, a predicted model, not a curated record
GGAAGGGAGAAUAAGCAAGUUUCUCUCUGCAGGUGAGAGAAUGAAACCUGAUACUAUCUGUCUGACAAAGAGGAGGCAGAGUAGAGAAAACAUAGAGAGAAGGGAUUCCCUUGCUCGCUAGCUCUAGCCCUAGUGCUCCUAUUGGUCAAUAGAGUUGCUGGUUCUAAGAGCUGAUGCCAACAGGAGCUGCAUCUCCAACAAUAGGGAGAGAGAACUCUGGCCUGGCCUAACUUUCUGUUAGAGAUAGGGUUCAAAAAUCAGGCAUGCCUGAGCAAGGAUUACGUAAGUUGGAAGCACACCCUUGGGCAGUGUGUUCAAACCAGUUUUUCUUCUCUUUCAGUGCAUAACUGAGUAGAGACAGUGGAAAUAAAAACGCAAGAACUGCAUCUCCGUUGAUCCGUCGAGCAUCUGGAAGGUUGCUUGUCUUUCUUCCCAACCAGGUUUGUGAGUCUUGCUAAUACAUAAGUGACUUGCGCUGUACUGGCCUAGGAAUAUUAGGAUCUUCUGAAUUUUUAGGCAAGGUCUGGAAAACGACUGAAGGAUGUCUUCAAUCUUAAAAGUAUUUGGGAGAGAAGAGAAGGAAAAGGAAAAAGAGAAGGAGAAAGAGAAGCAAAAAGACAAGAAGGAUGGAGACAAAAAAGACAAGAAAAAGAAGAAAGAGAAAAGGUCUGACAGGCAGGAUGAUGACAGCAGCAGUAGCAGCUCUGACAGUGAAUCAGAAAAGGGUCAUGGUGGUGACAAGAAGAAAAAGAAGGAUAAAGAUUAACCUGGGGGCAGCCUACAACGAGCACAGGAGCAUCUGCUGAAGUGGCUGGGAACACCUUGAUACCAGGAGUGGGAAGAGGAAGUGUCUGGGCUUAGUUUAUCCCAAAUAAAGAAUCUUUGUUUUGUUUUUCAUUAAAACAUA